This is a messenger RNA of Naumovozyma castellii, 450 nucleotides long. RefSeq names its product Roq1p (gene ROQ1). NCBI's taxonomy places the organism in Eukaryota, Fungi, Ascomycota, Saccharomycetes, Saccharomycetales, Saccharomycetaceae. The transcript has a single exon. Bases 1 to 450 code for a protein of 149 amino acids. The record is from RefSeq and is a predicted model, not a curated record.
AUGUGUGUCUGUAAUCUACUUGUAUAUAAAGUCAUACCAUACCAUAUUCAUCCAAAAAAUCCAUAUAUUGCACAUAAUACAAUAACAAAACAUACAAGAAAAAUGUUAAGAAGGUCUACAUCGCAACAUCUCGCACGCCAUCAUAAAAGGAUACCCAUCUCAUCUAUUCAAAGCAGUAGAAACUCCAUUCUACGAAGUCAAAGAGAUAUACCCAAAUACACAAGUGACUCUUGCGAAUAUAUAGACGAAGAACCAUCAGAUGGAAUGUUCAACGUGUUGAACCAUCAUAACCACCCGGGAGUUGUAUACUACGUGAUACAGUUUGAUAAUCCCGGUGGGUCAUCCUCCUCUUUGGACAAUAGCAAUAAUAAUACACAUAAUCCUGCGCCAGGAACCAACCAAAAUGAACAUCAGGGCGGUCAGACUGGUAUCAACUCAGGGACCCAUUAA